Molecule: messenger RNA, 453 nt
Organism: Mesorhabditis belari
Lineage: Eukaryota; Metazoa; Nematoda; Chromadorea; Rhabditida; Rhabditidae
Source: the annotation of a GenBank genome assembly
AUGUUGGUCUCAAAUUUUUAUUGUAUUGUUUUCGUAAUGCUCGGGCGUUUGGGUGGUUGUGGCCAUCUUGGACCGUUGAGAAGCCGUGUUGUUGGUACAAAUCGAGGAUUGGCUGCGCCAGAGCGUUUGGGUGGUUGUGGCCAUCUUGGACCGUUGAGAAGCCGUGUUGUUGGUACAAAUCGAGGAUUGGCUGGUGGGGGACAUGGACAUGGAAAUGAGGGAGAUGCAAAGGUUCAGCGCCAGGCAUACGACUAUCGACCUGGUCAGGACACUUACGCCUACGAGAAUCCCUGGCCCAAGCUGAAUGGUGGACGAUUCGAUUGGCUCUUCGGUGAUGGAUGGCGGCAUAAAUUUCAACGAGGCGGUGAUCAUCAUCGAGGAGGUGGACGAAUGAGUGGCGGAGGACGCGACUUCUCGAGUGGACCUCGUCGCGAUUUCCAAAGAAACAACUUC